Molecule: messenger RNA, 1125 nt
Organism: Haliotis rufescens (red abalone)
Lineage: Eukaryota; Metazoa; Mollusca; Gastropoda; Lepetellida; Haliotidae
Product: WSCD family member GA21586-like
Exons: 3
Coding region: 69-980 (303 amino acids)
Molecular function (GO): sulfotransferase activity
Source: RefSeq, a predicted model, not a curated record
UGUACAUACAUGUAAAUGUUCCGAGUGGUGACGCCUCUAACAAGGAACUACGCCUAGGACAGAAGCCUAUGGCCAUGUUGCCGCUGAGACGACGCAGGUCUGCUGUACAGCUGAUCCUUGGUUGCAUGGCUCUGAUAAUUCUGAUGAUCCAAAUACACACAUCAGAGCGCCAGGGAUACACAUCACACAAUGAGACCACAGCUUCUGACACAUGCCCGACUGCCACCCGCUUCCUAGAUCGGCCCAUGAGGCUGACAGUGUUGGCUAGCUACCCUGGGUCUGGCAACACCUGGCUUCGGUACCUAAUAGAGAGGAUGACAGGUUACGCAACUGGCUCCAACUGGUCAGAUAAACAGUUGUUAGAGAAAGGCUUCAUUGGUGAGUUUGUCCGGAACAAGACGACCAUUGUUGUAAAGACCCACAACGACUACAGUCCCACAGCCAAAGCCUCGGUGGAAUCCACGAACAGAGUUAUCCUGUUGUUGAGGAACCCGUACGACACUCUCCUAGCUGAGUUUAACCGAUACUAUACGGGAGGGGAUCAUGUUGCAUAUGCUUAUGUGUCAGCAUUUAUCCAACACUGGAACAAAUUCUUCGAGGAUAGUUUAAAGAAGUGGCAGCCAUAUUACAGCAACUGGCUACGGUGCCCGGAUGUGGAGGUCGUUCUGUUCGAUGACCUGAAGGGGGACUUGAAGACCCAGCUGUCUCGUAUUAGAGACUUCCUAGACGACGGGUCGCUCAAAGUUAACGUAGACUGUGCUCUCAAAAACAAUGAAGGCAACUUCCGAAGAGACAGGUCUUUCCAGCCCCAUACCAACUUCUUCUACGAUUAUACAGAAGUUGGGUCUGUCAACAAAGCUAUUGACACUUUACAAACUGAUCUAAUACACAGAUUUCCCCACCAGAACAUCAAUAUAUCAUCUUGGAAAAUUAAAUUUGGAUUUUAUAAAGGCUCAAAAAAUGCAUCUUCGGGAGAAUGAUAUUGUGAAUACAAUAGAUAUAUCAGGAGAAAUGUGUGAUUCGCUUAAGGGUCACAAGUAGUAUUCACAACAAAUAUACAUCGCCGUGUGUCCAUCACAGAAGUCCAUGAGAAUGCAUAGGUCAAAUAAAUGCAUUUUGUUUGUU